AUGGCAACAGAGGUGUUCUGUAAAGUGGGAGGUGGGGAGGAAGCUGUACCGAAGAAGAAGGAAACCCUCAAAAAUACAAAUGUGGUUGACAAACUGCCGAAGCCCUGUCCGAACCCCAAAUUUACUAACCGGUCCAUGGCUACCAAAGGCCUCCAGCUCUCCACAAGACGCAACUUGGCCAACUACUUAGAAGAAGACACCUCCAAUGUCAUGAAGCAGAUGCCAGCGGAUGAUUCAGAAUUCAGCUCAGAUGACACUAGUCUGUCCCCCAUGUCAUCCACUCUGUUGAACCCCAUCAAACUGGCUGUGACUCAGCCCAACAGCAGCUUCUUUGCUGGGAUGCUGGAGGGUGAGCUGAACAAACUCAGUUUAUCAUCACUGGCCAAAAACACAGAAAAGGAGAAUCUGGCCAUCUGUCCCCAUUCAUCCAAGGUCCAAAUGGCCCCCAAGGGCCUGUUGGACCUCGACAACUCCGCACUGGACACAGACACCUCAUCAACACGCUCUGAGUCUUCUGUGGUCAUGGAUGUACCGGAGGCCCCCUUCAUCUGUGAACACACUGUUGGCGAUUCCACAGCUGUGAUUUCCUGGACUUAUGCUGUGGGCAAGCAGCAGGUCAGCUUCUACCAGGUGCUGCUGCAGGAGGCAACCAAGCAAAGCGACGAGAUGCCCAAGGUCAAGAACCGCCCCUGGAUCUUCAACAAGAUCCUGGGCACCACCGUCAAACUGAUGGAGCUGAAGCCAAACACAAGUUACUGCCUUACUGUCCGUGCAGCCAACACAGCAGGGGUGGGGAAGUGGUGCAAGCCCUAUAAAUUUGCAACUGUGCCUACUGACUUCAACAGCUUCCCUGAGAACAAUCCCAUCCACGUCACCGUGCAGCGCAAACAACCUCAGCGGAGAACUGUGUCUAUGGCGACGGAGGAGAUGCGGAGGCUGGAGGAUCUGGAAUACCUAUAUCCAUAUUAG
Messenger RNA from Arvicola amphibius (Eurasian water vole), 969 nucleotides. RefSeq names its product fibronectin type III domain containing 8 (gene Fndc8). Gene Ontology annotation, cellular component: nucleus. The record is from RefSeq and is a predicted model, not a curated record. NCBI's taxonomy places the organism in Eukaryota, Metazoa, Chordata, Mammalia, Rodentia, Cricetidae. Gene Ontology annotation, molecular function: protein binding. Bases 1 to 969 code for a protein of 322 amino acids. The transcript is spliced from 4 exons.